This is a messenger RNA of Colletotrichum costaricense, 546 nucleotides long. RefSeq lists its product as uncharacterized. The record is from RefSeq and is a predicted model, not a curated record. The transcript has a single exon. Lineage: Eukaryota; Fungi; Ascomycota; Sordariomycetes; Glomerellales; Glomerellaceae. Bases 1 to 546 code for a protein of 181 amino acids.
AUGCAAGCUCUCGAGGGUUCCUCGCUCGAAUGGACCUGCUUCCUCAAUGGAUUUCUCUCCGACUACUUCGUUAUGCCUCGCGGAAAGUCGCAUAUGACGCCUCUAGUGGUUUUGGUCGACAUGAUGCACAACAAGGCUACCGUUCCAGGCUCUGGGUCAGUUCCUGUUGUUUUGGCGUACAGCUUCGACAUUGCAAAGUUUGUCGUCAAAGCUCUGGGUCUGGAUCACUGGGAAAAGGAGAUGUAUGUCAUUGGGGAUAGGUUGACUCUGACCGAGGUCGUGGCUUUGGCAGAAAAGACCAAGGGAGCCAAGUUCAGCGUUACGCACGACUCGAUGGGGAAUUUGCAAGCCGGGGAAGUCUGUGAACUUCCGGCACACAAGGCUUACUACCCUCAUUUCCCUAAAGACCAACUACAAGGGCUUCUGGCUUUCCUUGGCAUUAUAUGGGAAUCGGGCAAGUGCAAUCUCAAGCCUGAUAACCCACUCAACCAGAGGUUUCCCGAGAUAGAGACAGCUACUGUUGGGUCUUUAUUCCAGUCAGCUUGA